UCCCCCCUCCCCUUCGACCCCUCUCUUGACGUGUUAACCUCCCCUCCAGCUUCAAAGCAACGACUACAAUGGCUCGAAUUCGAAUUGGUCUUAUUGGUCUCAGCGCUGCCGGUAGCUGGGCGUCUCAAGCUCAUCUACCAUACCUCAAGGCCAGCGAAAAGUAUACCAUUGUCGCCCUCUGCAAUACCUCGGUUGAAUCUGCCAAAGCUGCUAUCAAGGCACACGACCUCCCGGCUUCAACGAAAGCCUACGGAGCUUACAAAGACCUUGCGAGUGAUUCAGAUGUCGACCUAGUGGUGUGCUCGGUCCGAGUGGACCGCCAUUAUGAUGCCAUCAAGCCCGCUUUGGAAGCUGGAAAGGAUGUCUACUGCGAGUGGCCAUUGGGCAAGAAUCUAGAAGAGGGACUGGAGCUUGCUGCGCUGGCGAAGAAGAAGGCGGUGCGUACGAUGGUGGGUCUGCAGGCGAGGCAGUCUGCGUUGGUGAAGAAGAUCAAGGAGAUUGUGGACAGUGGGCGCAUUGGAAAGGUGCUCAGUGUGUCCUUCGUUGGAGCUGCGCACAAUCUUGGAACAGCUGAGAUGGAGAAGUACGAGUAUCUCAAUCAUAAGGAGGUUGGUGGAAAUCUGGUGACGAUUCACUUCUCUCAUGGGUUUUAUGGCCUCCUCUACGCUCUCGGCGAGCUGAAGACCUACAGCUCCAUCCUAGAAGUGAAGCGUCCCAAAGUCGACCUCCUAGACAAGCAAGUCUCAGACCCCGAAGCUAAAGUCGUUGGCACCACCACCCGUACCUCCCACGAUCAAAUCCUUAUUCAAGGCCAUCUCGAAUCAGGAGCUCUUCUCUCAUACCAUCUCCGAGGCGGCAAGGCAUUUGCCGGCACUGAGGGCAUGCUGUGGCGUAUUUACGGCGAAACAGGCGAGAUCCAGAUCAAAGGUCCCAGUCCUUCUGUGCAGAUUGGGAAUAACGGCACGAAGAUCGAGGUCCAAGAUAUCUCCACUAGGAAGGUCGAAGAGAUUACUCUGGAGCAAGAUGAGUGGGACAAGCUUCCGGGUUCUGCUCCUAAUGUCGCGCGAAUGUACGAAGUCUUUGCGGACAAGAAGACAUCUGAGUAUCCGGACUGGGAGGAAGCUGUCAUUCGUCAUAGGCUGGUUGAUGAAUUGUACCGCGGGGAAGAGGUCCGUACGGAGCGUGUCGCUCACUAUCAAAGUUCGAAGAGGAAAAACAGUUUGUGGACAAAGUGAAAUAGAUACUAAUGAGACUGGUUAAGAAGCUAGUUCAUGCAUGAUUUGUGUGAAUUUUUACCCGCAGGUUUACUGAUUACAGAAAGAUUUUAUGAUAUACCACGGCUAUUCUAGGUAAGGGCUGUCUUUCCAAAUCUGCUUUUCCAUGCUAUUUCGAUUGUGGCAUCUACCGACGUUCAUGCGAUGCGGUCUUGCUUUGGAGAGGAGAUGGUUGGAUAAUGGGCCGAGACUCAGAAGUCCUUGCGUGCUUGGUAAAUCUUCGGCACGGGGCUCUUUGUGGCAGACGUUGUCCUUUGAAUGAACAGGUCU
Mytilinidion resinicola is the source of this 1544-nucleotide messenger RNA. RefSeq names its product NAD-P-binding protein. Gene Ontology annotation, molecular function: nucleotide binding. The record is from RefSeq and is a predicted model, not a curated record. Bases 69 to 1235 code for a protein of 388 amino acids. The transcript has 2 exons. Lineage: Eukaryota; Fungi; Ascomycota; Dothideomycetes; Mytilinidiales; Mytilinidiaceae.